AUUUCCCGAUUCUGCUCUUCUUCUUCCCGCUGCAGCCGAACAAAGCCCCUAAGCUGCUGGCGACUUCCUCCCUUGAAAAACCGGUAAAGCUUGAUGAUUUUCCCUUAUUUUCUUGUACAAGAACCUGAUUUGGAACCCAGAAAUCUCUCCCCCCUGCAGGAGCUUCCGGAUCUGCCUUGCUCUGCUUCUUCACCGCCGGCUGCUCUUGCCUUGUGGGGGCGAAUUGGCUUGGUUUUUUGAAUUUCCCUUCCAUGCCGCCAGCUCUUCCCCAAAUUGUAGCUCCGGCCUUGCUUGCUAGAUUCUGGUAUGUGGCAGCCUUAAACCAUUGUUUUUAAGCUUGAUUAAGGUAGAAUUAGCUUGAUUAGUUUGCUGCCGUGUGAUGUCCGAAUUUGACAGAAAAUUGGGGAUAAUUCCGGUAGCUUUAGGAUGAGAUUUAAGCACUAAUUCAAGUGAAUUUAUGUGAUUGAGUGUUAAUUGAUUGAUGUGUGAUUUUUGGAGAGAAAACCCCGUGAUUAGCUAGUGUGUUGGCCAAUUUUUGGAAGUGCAGUUACUGUUCACGUCGUGGUACUGUUCAUGGGUACUGUUCAUGGACACUGUUCACACACUGAGGGCCAACAAUUAACGAGGAUUUAAAUGAUUAGUUUGUAAUAUGAGAACGAAUUUAGAGAUAUUUGAUCAUGUGGAGAUUGAUAGGAAUAGCAUCGGGAUUAAUCUUAAUGAUGAUUUCAGUUUGAAUUUGUGAUAGUCCGGUAUUAAUUCUGAGAUGUUUUGAUUAAGUUCCCGAUCGUUCUGUCAGUUAGUGCGUUAAUUGAGUGCUUGGUUUAUGCGAGUGAGUGAUAGAGCCGGUUCGUUCAACCCAGCUAGUGGGGGUUAUACACCAGCAAAUCGUGGCCCUGCUAGUGGGGAUUAUACACUGGCCGUGACCUAUAGAGGAGACGUCUAUUUCAUGCCCGUACUGUAUCUGUUUUCAUGAUUGUACUUGUUGGCAUGCUUUAAGUUUGAUAAGGGGCACUCCAUAUUUACUUACUGAGUUUAUCUCAUAGUUUUCCUUGUCCACCAUUUCAAGAAAUAAAACCGAGGACGGAGAAACCACGGGAAGUGACGAGUUAGAAAGCUAGAUAUUUCGAGAUUGAUAUAGAUUCUAGAAAUCAUGAUCUUGUAAGCUAGAGUGUACUUGGAGAUUUAUGAUAUCAGAGUAAAUUUUAAAGAUUUGA
Messenger RNA from Rubroshorea leprosula, 1214 nucleotides. The record is from the annotation of a GenBank genome assembly. Lineage: Eukaryota; Viridiplantae; Streptophyta; Magnoliopsida; Malvales; Dipterocarpaceae.